GGGCAUUGUGGGAAGCGGCUGCCGGGCUGAGCGAUCGAGUUGGAUUUAAAGGACCGGCUGGCUGCGCGGAGGGGACGGUCGGAGCAGCGGGCCUGCGAGGGGGCGUACCUGCCUGCUUUGAUGAGCAGGGUAUUCAGAUCUGCAUGCUAUGCAUAGAGAGAGGUUUGGUGGAAGGUGGCCUCCCUCUGAAAGGGACUCUGGACUCUUGUUAACUGCUGGCGCAGCUGCAACUCUCUGGGCGGGCGUGUAGGUGAAGGACUAUGUCCACAAUGGUGUACCCAAGGGAGGAGAAGCUGGACAAGCUGAGCCAGGAGGAGAUCAUCUGCAACACCAAGCUGGUGAUGCAGGGGCUGGAGGCCCUCAAGAAUGAGCACAACUCCAUCCUGCACAGCCUGCUGGAGACCAUCAAGUGUCUGAAGAAGGAUGAGGAGGCCAACCUGGUGCAUGAGAAAUCCAAUCUGCUUCGCAAGUCAGUGGAGAUGAUUGAGCUGGGGCUUGGAGAGGCUCAGGUAAUGAUGGCUCUGUCCAGCCACCUGAAUGCAGUGGAGUCAGAGAAGCAGAAGCUGCGUGCCCAGGUGCGGAGACUGUGCCAGGAGAACCAGUGGCUGCGAGAUGAGCUGGCCAACACCCAGCAGAAGCUGCAGCGCAGUGAGCAGACGGUGGCCCAGCUGGAGGAGGAGAAGAAGCACCUGGAGUUCAUGAACCAGCUGAAGAAAUACGAUGAGGACGUCUCACCAUCGGAGGAGAAGGAAGGGGACUCCACAAAGGACUCCCUGGAUGAUCUAUUCCCGAAUGAAGAAGAGGAACAUGGCCCAGGAAUGCCCCACCAGCACAGCAGUGCAGCGGCAGCCGCCCAGCAGGGUGGCUACGAGAUCCCAGCACGCCUGCGCACCCUCCACAACCUAGUGAUCCAGUACGCCUCGCAGGGGCGCUACGAGGUAGCUGUGCCGCUCUGCAAGCAGGCACUGGAGGACCUGGAGAAGACAUCAGGCCACGACCACCCCGAUGUGGCCACCAUGCUCAACAUCCUGGCGCUGGUGUACAGGGAUCAGAAUAAAUACAAAGAGGCAGCCCAUCUGCUGAACGACGCACUCUCCAUUCGCGAGAAGACGCUGGGGAAAGACCACCCUGCAGUGGCCGCGACCCUCAACAAUCUGGCUGUUCUUUAUGGGAAGAGAGGAAAGUACAAGGAGGCAGAGCCGCUGUGCAAGCGAGCCCUGGAGAUCCGCGAGAAGGUUCUAGGCAAAGACCAUCCAGACGUGGCCAAGCAGCUGAACAACCUGGCGCUGCUGUGCCAGAACCAGGGCAAGUACGAGGAGGUGGAGUACUACUACCGCCGGGCACUGGAGAUCUACGAGAGCCGCCUGGGCCAUGACGACCCCAAUGUGGCCAAGACCAAGAACAACUUGGCCUCCUGCUACCUGAAACAAGGCAAAUACAAGGAUGCUGAGGUGCUGUACAAGGAGAUCCUCACCCGCGCCCAUGUGAAGGAGUUUGGCUCUGUGGAUGAUGAGCACAAGCCGAUCUGGAUGCACGCAGAGGAGAGGGAGGAGAUGAGCAAGUGCUCUUCCUAGGACACACUGGACAGCGGAAGAUGGCAGAAUGACAGCAUGUUUUUGUGCCAGAGACUUAGCUUCCAGCCCCAAAGGGCCUUGAAAGUCCAGCUCACUCCUGGGUUAGCCCAUAAGGCUGAUCAGGAGAAAGGGAACCUGAGAGGAGAGGCAGACAGGACUGGGGAGAGGCUGCAGUCUGCUGCCUCCAUCAUCUCCCCCAGAGAACCUUCUGCUGUGUGCUGCUGGAGCCAGAAUGGGACCUAGAGUUCUCCCCGGCACCCUGGUCCUUCCAGCCCAGCUCUGAUGGAGGGCAACGCAAACCUUGCCGGCAUCUAGAGCCCAGAGAGCACAGGGCCUUGGGAGCCAGGCAGCCUUUCCGGAGCAGUGGGCAGCAGCCCGGGCUCUCUGUCAAAUGGGAAUUGACCCCGGCAGUUGUGAGAGAGAGCCAGGUGCACUCCUGAGAUGGACUGAGCUAAACAGACACACGGAGCAGGUGUCCCUUCUUAUACAGCAGGCAAGACGCAGGAGCCCACAGCACACCUGUCACCACCCCGCCCCCAUGCAAAUGCAGCAGGGAGACCUCUCUCAGGUCUCUCGUCUGUGUGCACAGACCCUGUACCGGGAGCCAGCAGUCAGGCUUGGCAGAGUCAUCAUCUAGGUGGCCAGGCUGGAGUUGGAGGGCUUGAGUAACUAACUGUGAAUGGUGCAGGUGCAUGGCCUCUCUGAGAUCCCACCCUGUGUCUGGAAGCUGUCCCAGCUUCUAUCCUGCACAGCGCAGUCUAGUCUAGAGGUCUCUCUCUUGGCCUCUGUGCACCCCAAGCUGCAAUCUCUUCACCUCCCAGUGUAGUCCCUGUCGGACGCUGAGGGCCCCUUGAGAAGCAGAGCCCCAUGCUGGGCAGGGGAUGCUGCAGGGGGGCAGGACUGCAGAGACUAGCACACAAGCUGUAAAGAAUCAUGGUGGCAGUGCCAUUGCUGCUCUAAGCUAGUUCGCCCCUUGAGUGCUCUAUGCUCCCUGCACCCACUGCUCCACCUAAGCAGGGUGGUGGCCCCUGGUCCAUGCUGCCAAGGGCGUGCUAGGUUGAUACCAGCAUUUAUUAUAAGCCACAGGUCCGCUGGCUGUGCCGAUAGCCUGGGCUAGCCAAGGCCUCUGGGAAAGAGAAGGGAGUGACAUGGCAAUUGUCAAGGCAAGGUUUCUAGCACCUGAUAGCGUUUGUGGGGUCUCCUCCAGUGGGGUGCAAGUUCUGAGCAGUGAGGAGUUAGCUGUGGAGGAGGGAGAGCCUUUUUGGCUCCAGCUGGGUUCUGUCACUGAGGCCUUUUGUGGAUGGCUAAACCAAAUGUAGGGUUUGGAGCUAUUGUUGGAGCUUGUUAAUGUCUCCCAAAAGGAGGACUGGUGCCUACUCUUGACACUGGAGGCUGUGCUGAAUGUCAGCCUCUCUGUAAGCAGCCUUUGGGAGCUGGGUGAUGGAAGAGGUGGUGGUGAGGCAGCCUUGGCAUUGCCUGGAGGUCUGCUGGAACUUUUCCAUCCCUGCCCAUCUGUCCUAGCACUGUGCAGGGCCUCGAGGUGACCCAGCCAUGGAUGAAGGUCAGUUGACUGUGCUGAGCCCGUUAGGUCUGUUAGUUGCCUUUGAUGCCAUUGUCCAUACAGUUCUGUUGACUCCGUUGUGGCCCCUGACUGGGGUGACUGGGCUUGCUCCUGAGGGCUUCUGCAGCUGGCUGCUUUGUCACCUAGGCUGAGGCCACUGCUGGGCAGAGCUCCACAGGGUACUGUUGUGUCCCCCCUCACAUGUGCAGAUGAGGUUCUGGAGGUUGCAGUGCCACCUGCCCAGACGGUGCAGGGUCAGUGCUCUCCCAGGGCUGGCUGGAGGCUUAUUGCUGCUGGUGGUGUUUAAGGGGCAGAUCUCUAGAGAUUGACAGAUGACAUGUGGCCACCUCUUGUCAGUGGAGCUUGCUGCUCGGCUGCUUUCAGGGCAUGUUGCUACGCGGAGGCCUGCCUGCGCUGCUAGCCUUGGAGUGUGGGAUUGCUGAUUGGAGCGGCCCCGUGUCCUGUUGCUUUCCCUGUGCAUCCAGAGCUCCAUGGCCAGGUACACGGUGAGCCCUGGCUCAGAGCUGAGGAGCCUGCCAGGGUAUGUAAGGGGGUCUGGCGAGCCUGCAGCACCCUCCCUGUUUGCGUGUGCCAGGAGGCUCCAGGAAAGGCCCUUCCUUCAGAAAGGCAGCUCCCAUGGCCCCCUGCUCUCCAUGGGCCUUAGUGUUGCUCUGACAGAUGGGAGCAGCUCCCUUACCAGGGGGACUGGGAGGAGAGACUGCAGCUCAGGCUAGUAGACCACUCAGGUCUUUAGUCACCACCAUCCCUGUCUGAGCCUUGAGGGCUCACAUCUGCUUACUCACCUCUGGGUCCUGCUUCCCAGGCCUUGUGCAUGCUCCAUAUGCACACACUCCCAGAGCUGAACUUCUGGCCUGGGGUGUACACAUUUAGCUUCGAGCUAGAGAAAUCUCCAUGUGCCCAUGGGUCUCCUGCUGCCACCUCAGGACAAGACUCUGCCACAAGAAGGUUCCACUGGGGUCCCUGAAACUGCCUUGGCCAAUGCGGGGCAAGGUGGCUUCUUAUGCCUGUACUGCCCCUUCCUGCUUCUAGCCCAGAGCAGCUCUGAGCUCCAGCUGGGAAGGAGUGGCUCCAGCAGCCGGCUUUUCUGGGAGCUGCAUUUGAGUGGUGUGCUCUCUCCUCAGGGGCCAGGACUGGGCCUUCGCUCCCCUGUACAGGGCUGAGAUGCUUUCCAGGCUACUGCUGAGCACAGAGACGGGGGGGGGGGGGAACCUCUAGCGCCUGCUAGUGGAGGUGGCUUCAUGUGUUGGGCAUUCUGUAGUGCAGUGAUGCGGUGCCAGCCGCCCCCAGGGCAUACGUGGCUCCCCCCACAAGCUAGCAGCAGUGGGCUGGGUGUAAGGAGACAGCUGUGUUGUAGCCAGUGGGAGACGUGCAUGCUAGCCUAACCCACAGGUGGUCCCCGUUUCCUUGAGCUGAGCUCUUUUGGUUCUGCGGAGCACUAGCCCAGCCGCUGGGUUGAGGGGUGUUGCUCCCAUUCCCUCUCACGCCUGGAGGCCCUCCCUGCUAUACCUGGUUGCCUGUCUGUUUUAUCCCAUUAAAAAGCAUCAUACCCAUUUUGGCAGAGCUUCACUUUCUUUCUCUUUACUUACCGUUUCACACCAUCACGAUGGGGCUGUGUGCCUGGGUGGGUGGAUUUAUUAGUGGGGGUACAUGCCGGGAUUGGGCAGGGCCAAGACAGGAGCUGUGCCCCCCAGGGAGGGAGGGUGUUGGGCAUGGCAGUGGCAGCUGGAAUUCUCCUGUGCUUGCUGUUUGGGAAAUGCCCAGUGGUAGGAAUAGCCUCACUCUCCCUGUGAUGUGGGGGCUGGGAGGGAGCUCUGUGGUGAUGCCAGCCCAGGGUGCUGCAGCAGAUAUCCUGGCAAGAGAAUCCGUGGGUGUUUAAAGGCAGGGCUGGGAGAUAUACAGAGUCUGGGUUCCAGCCCUUGUCUCACGCUGCAUGAGCGUGCUGUAACUGGGAUGCUGCCAGCGCCCGGACUCCAGCCCAGUCCCAGGCAUCUACGCUGCAAUUUCAUAGUCCCUCAGCCUGAGUCAGCUGACACUGGCCAGCCCCAGGUUUUUUUAUUGUAUGACAUGCCUCAGGAGGCGGCAGGUAGACCAGUCCAGGCAGUCAAUUGCUGGGGUAAAGCCUCCAAGCAAACAGUCUGUGUUUCAGUACAGCCAUGUUUAAGUGUAUACAUCUAGGAACAAAGAAUGUAGACCAUGCUUACGGGAUGAGAGACUCUACCCUGGCAAGUAGUGACUGAAAAAGAUGUGAGGGUUGUGGUGGAUGAUGGCUGAACAUCAGCUCCCACUGUGUCACUGUGGCCAAAAGGCCUAAUGCGAUCCUGGAGUGCAUGAAUGGGAAUCUCGAGUAGGAGAAGAGAGGUUAUUUUACCUCUCUGUUUGCCACUGGCAUCAGUGCUGCUGGAGUCUGUCCAGUUCUGGUGCCCACAGUUCAAGAAGGCUGUUGAUACAUUGGAGAGGGGUCAGAGAAGAGC
Messenger RNA from Chelonoidis abingdonii (Abingdon island giant tortoise), 5627 nucleotides. It is a transcript of the gene KLC4, whose product is annotated as kinesin light chain 4. The record is from RefSeq and is a predicted model, not a curated record. Gene Ontology annotation, cellular component: kinesin complex; cytoplasm. Gene Ontology annotation, biological process: microtubule-based movement. Gene Ontology annotation, molecular function: kinesin binding. Lineage: Eukaryota; Metazoa; Chordata; Testudines; Testudinidae.